AUGGGUGACUACGACCAUCUCUACCAGCAGGGACUCUACAACCUGUCCCCUGAUCAGCAAGAUCUUCUGCUGGCCGCUCUCUCCUCCAACAACCCUGCCGGCAAGCAACUCAACCACACUCCACAGCCCAAGCUCGAGCAUAGCCCUGAUCACACCUCUUCAAAUGGCAUGAGUGCCCCUCCCUCGGGCGGAUUUGAAAACCCUCAGUCUGCUUUCAAUGCUUUUGGCUUUAGCAACGAUGACAGUCCGUUCCUUGAUUUUACCCCGGACGUCGAUUUCGAAUUCACUGGAUCCGCGGAUCUAAUUGGUGAUCUUCCCGGGGAUGACUCUCUCCAUGAUUAUGAAGCAGGAGAGAAGCGAAAAUCAAUGGAUGGUGCAUCUGAUGGCGAGGUGGAAGAGACAGGAAAGAAGCGACGAGAGAGUGAGGCCAAGAAGCCUGGUCGGAAGCCACUAACCUCGGAACCCACGACUAAACGCAAGGCCCAAAACCGAGCUGCUCAGCGGGCAUUCCGAGAGCGAAAGGAGAAGCACCUGAAGGAUUUGGAGACCAAAGUGGAUGAGCUGCAGAAGUCCUCGGAUACCGCUAACCAACAAAAUGGAGUGCUACGGGCCCAAGUCGAAAGGCUCCAGACUGAACUUCGUGAAUACCGGAAGCGACUCUCAUGGAUGACCACUGGGAAUGGUAUCUCCGCAAUUAGUGCCAUUCCAAGUGCUCACUCUCAGGGAGCGUUGGGUUUGCAGAACAACGAGUUUCUGUUCGACUUCCCCAAAUUUGGCGACCUGCCUGGCUCGCAUCUGUUCAACGGACAAAACAAACCCGAUCAGUCAAAACCCAGGAACAACCUGCCCCGGGCUCCUGGUGUUCCCGGUGUUCUGAGUCGGGAGAACUUGCAGGGUCUCAUUGGGGCCCCCUUCGGCUCAUCUAACUCCAAGUCCACAUCCACCAAUUCCACAUCUAGCACCCCUACUGCGACCGCUAGUACUAAGCCAACUACAUCAAAGGGAACACCUAAUAGCACCGCAUCGAUCAAGACACCAUACCCCAAUUUCAAGUCGUCGACGGUGCCAAAUCACGAGAACUCCACAUCGGAUUCGCCAUCAUCCUCGUCCGAUUCACAUCAGAGCCAGAUGCUCUCAUCAAGUGGAACUUCACCUGAACCGAGCUUGAACUCGCCAGACGCAAAACACAAUGAGUCUGGUUGCAAUGUACAUGGCUCUGUCCACGGUGAGGAAUCCUUCUGCGCAAAACUUGGCAUGGCCUGUGGCAACAUCAAUAACCCCAUCCCAGCUGUACGGGAUCAACAGGCCAAACCCAACAACGCCCCCAGCGAGCAACAACCCGCCGACGAGGAUUCUCUUGGAUUGGAAUGGUUGGCUCAGCAAAACGGGGGUCAAUUCGACCCUGUGCUAUUUGGAGACUGGCGUGAGCCACAAGAUGCGGUGCUUUCUCAGGACUUUGGCACUUUCUUCAACGACGCAUUCCCCUUGCCAGAUCUUGGUAGCCCAUCGCAUAACUUGAGCGAAGCAGCUCAUCCACAACCACAACCCAAGAAGGACCUCAUUGCUCAGAUCGAUAGCAGAUUAGAGGAAGAGGUGGUUCCAGGUGAGGAUAAGGCACAGAUGCUUUCAUGCACAAAGAUCUGGGAUCGUCUGCAAUCCAUGGAGAAGUUCCGAAAUGGCGAAAUUGAUGUCGAUAACCUGUGUUCCGAGCUGCGGACUAAAGCUCGCUGUUCAGAGGGUGGUGUGGUUGUGAAUCAAAGGGAUGUCGACGAUAUCAUGGGCCGCGCCAAAUAG
Molecule: messenger RNA, 1794 nt
Organism: Penicillium malachiteum
Lineage: Eukaryota; Fungi; Ascomycota; Eurotiomycetes; Eurotiales; Aspergillaceae
Gene: yap1
Product: putative bZIP transcription factor AP-1/Yap1
Exons: 3
Coding region: 1-1794 (597 amino acids)
Cellular component (GO): RNA polymerase II transcription regulator complex
Molecular function (GO): DNA-binding transcription activator activity, RNA polymerase II-specific; transcription cis-regulatory region binding
Source: RefSeq, a predicted model, not a curated record